UUUAUGCAACUUUUAGAACAAUCUAUGUUUUCCACAAAAACUAAAAUCAAACACUUAUUUUUAAAUUUCGCGCGUUGUGUCCUAAAUGCGUAACUCACGUUGCGCAGUGCAUUCUGGUUUCCUUCGUAGCAGUUGUUUUUGAAAUCACCAUAAAAAUAAACAAAGUUUGGGGUUUGAGGAGUAAUUUCUGUUGGGAAAAGUGCUGAAGAUUUGAACAGAUGCAUUUGCAACAAAAAAGCAAGAACUUAUUAGCGCGUGAUGCGCGCCAAUGUUCGUAAGCCCGCGAAAUCUGAGAGAACGCCACGGCACAAGAAGCUUCGACAGCAACGAAACGACGCUAUGGAUAUGUUCGUGACUCCGAAACGUCAGAAGAAUGACGAUCUAGAGGUCACGGGUAUCUCCCGCAGUGGCCGUGUGAGAAAGAAAUCUUCCAAACUCGUUGACUUUGAAUCGCCAGAUGAUUUUACGGAUAACAAGUACAAACGUCAAAAAGCACAACAAUUACAAAAUCAACAAUUAUUGGACAGAUAUGAUUCCCAACGUAUGUCACCAAAUCAGUCGAUCCAACAUGCAAGUAGUGGAAGACAAAGGAAGAAUUCAAAUUCCAACUCUGGACAGCAAAGAGUUAAACAAGAGACAUUGUCAGAUAACGAAGGGCAGUCUUCAGGGUCAGAGUCUGACGAUCCCUCUGGGUUAAAUGAGGAUGAAAGAUAUAGUAUGGAUUCUGGAAGCGACGAUGACGUUGAUCCUCUUAUGAUAGAUGAUAGAGAAGCAGGGUUUAGAAAGCUUGAACCACCUGGCCAAGAAACACCUUCACAAGCAAAUAGUUUGUACAUGCUUGAGAAAUGUAAGAAAAAGCUAAUUAUUAAAGAUGGCAAAAUAAUAGGUAGAAUGAAGGCACAACGUAAAGACAAAGGGAAAACGAGAUUUACCGCGUACAUGUUGUGGGCUAAAGAAAUUAGGCAAGAGUUACUAGAGCAAUGUCCUUAUAUGGAUUUUGCAGCAAUUUCUAAACGUUUAGGAGAACUGUGGGCUACAGUACCAAAUCUGGAAAAAUAUAACUGGCGCAGACGCGCAAAACGCUUGGCAGCAAAACCUCAUUCUUUACCGAGUAAAGAUGAGCCUGUUUGGAAAAUGCCGCCGCCUGCUUCGCGAAAAAAAUUCAUUAAUAAAAUUGGUAAUGGGAAAGAGCAAAAGCCUGCUACCUCCAAAAAAACUAUUCAACUAGGUCUACCCUCGGUUGUAGGAAAUGUUCCGGUAUCGCCGCCGUCGAAUCGGACUGGGAAAGAUUUAGUUAACGAACCAAUGAUAGGAACAGGAAUGUACAAAGUCGUUGGUACUCAACCUAUCGAUGUAGCUGCUCAUCUCAAGCUUCUCGGUGAGAGCUUAACGAUCAUCGGUGAACGGUUAAAGGAACACGAUGGGCAAAUAGCGGUAUCGGGCAGUCUGUCGGUCUUGCUGGAUUCUCUACUUUGCGCACUGGGUCCUUUGAUUUGCCUAACACAACAGGUACCAGAAACUAAUGGAGCUAAACACGAAACACUUUCGCAAAUGCUCGACAAUAUUGCGUAUCUUAUGCCUGGUUUGUAAUAUAUGUAAAAAUAAUGAAAAAGAUAAUCUAAUAAUAUACAAUGUAAAUAUAUCGAUAAAUUAAAUAGACAUACAUAAUUGUUAAAUGAAUUAAGAAUAACGAAGAAAUGAUAUAGUUUUGUUUGCUACAAAAGGAGAGAAUUUUAAAGUGAAAUCUUUGUUAUAUUUUCUCUGCUUAUAAAAGUAAGAAGUUUUAUAUAAAUAAUAUGUUUGUA
Messenger RNA from Bombus impatiens (common eastern bumble bee), 1805 nucleotides. RefSeq names its product HMG box-containing protein 4. The coding region runs from base 259 to 1590 and encodes 443 amino acids. The transcript has 5 exons. The record is from RefSeq and is a predicted model, not a curated record. NCBI's taxonomy places the organism in Eukaryota, Metazoa, Arthropoda, Insecta, Hymenoptera, Apidae.